Molecule: messenger RNA, 3703 nt
Organism: Carassius auratus (goldfish)
Lineage: Eukaryota; Metazoa; Chordata; Actinopteri; Cypriniformes; Cyprinidae
Product: dual specificity tyrosine-phosphorylation-regulated kinase 1A-like
Exons: 13
Coding region: 623-2767 (714 amino acids)
Biological process (GO): protein autophosphorylation; peptidyl-threonine phosphorylation; peptidyl-serine phosphorylation
Molecular function (GO): protein serine/threonine kinase activity; protein serine/threonine/tyrosine kinase activity; ATP binding
Source: RefSeq, a predicted model, not a curated record
GAUGGACAGUAGUCAUGGAAACGCUCUCGUUCGGCUUCCAUUUUGUUCCCGACUCUCUUCCCUUCCUUCAGACGACUGACGCCGCGACUGACGCCGCUCGACUGCGACCGAGACACCGACCGCCGAUCCGCGCGCCGUGCCGACGCUGACCCAAGCCGCGGGACGAGUUUAGCGCGCGAGUGUCGUGCGCGGUUUUGCAGCGCGCGCCAUUUUGUCCAGGCGGCGGCGGGGGCGCGCGCGCAAGAUGAGUGACUGACGGACGCACGCGGGACUGCUGCGCUGCGGAGCGCGCGACGCUCACCGAGAGAGACGCGACGAUCUGUUCUGUUCUCCGCGACGCUUCUCCGCAUCGGACCUGCUCUGGAGAGGGAUUCUCGAGGAAGCGGCUGGCUGGGAAUGAUCGCGGAUCCUCCGGAGGAUUCUCGUUCUUCUCGUCAGAAAGAGGCGCGCCACACGAUCUUCUCCAAUGGUUAAAGAUCAAGUCAAUCAUCUCAGAAAACGGCAAGACCCUGCUGAGACAUCAGGGCUGUUCUCACCUGAAACCACUCGCGUGUCGCUUCAGUGGGCUGUGGUUUGCAGAUGGACUCCUCUGUCACAAUGAUAUGAGAUCUGUCAGAAGACGAUGCAUACAGGAGGAGAGACCUCAGCAUGCAAACCCUUCUCUGUUCGGCUGGCCCCCUCGUUUUCUUUCCAUUCGGCUGGUGUGCAGAUGGAUGCGCCGUUCAGUGAUGGUCACCCGCCGAGCGAUGCUGACCAAUCAGCCGCUGCGCUGCAGGCCCCGCAGGUAACUGCUGAUCUGGUGAUGGUUCAGCGGCGGAUGCCUCAGUGUUUCCGGGAUCCAGCGACUGCUCCCUUAAGAAAACUCUCCAUCGAACUGAUCAAAACAUACAAACACAUCAAUGAGGUAUACUAUGCAAAGAAGAAGCGUCGUCACCAACAGGGUCAGGGCGAGGACUCCAGCAACAAGAAGGAGAGGAAGAUUUACAACGACGGCUACGAUGACGACAACUUUGACUACAUCGUUAAAAACGGAGAGAAGUGGAUGGACAGAUACGAGAUUGAUUCUCUAAUAGGCAAAGGCUCGUUCGGUCAGGUGGUGAAGGCCUAUGACCGCGUGGAGCAGGAGUGGGUCGCCAUCAAGAUCAUCAAGAAUAAAAAGGCCUUUCUGAAUCAGGCUCAGAUUGAAGUCCGACUGCUGGAGCUCAUGAACAAACACGACACCGAGAUGAAGUAUUACAUCGUUCAUCUGAAACGCCAUUUCAUGUUCAGGAACCACUUGUGUCUGGUCUUCGAGAUGUUGUCCUAUAACCUGUACGACCUGCUGAGGAACACUAAUUUCCGCGGCGUGUCUCUGAACCUGACGCGUAAGUUUGCUCAGCAGCUGUGCACCGCGCUGCUCUUCCUGGCCACACCUGAGCUGAGCAUCAUCCACUGUGACCUCAAGCCCGAGAACAUCCUGCUGUGCAACCCCAAGAGAUCCGCCAUCAAGAUCGUGGACUUCGGGAGCUCGUGUCAGCUGGGACAGCGGAUAUACCAGUACAUCCAGAGCCGGUUCUACCGCUCGCCCGAGGUGCUGCUGGGAAUGCCCUACGAUCUGGCCAUCGACAUGUGGUCUCUGGGCUGUAUCCUGGUGGAGAUGCACACCGGAGAACCUCUGUUCAGCGGCGCUAACGAGGUGGACCAGAUGAACAAAAUCGUGGAGGUGUUGGGCGUCCCUCCCAGUCAUAUCCUGGAGCAGGCGUCUAAAGCCAGGAAGUUCUUUGAGAAGAUGUCUGACAGCACGUGGUGUGUGAAGAAGACCAAAGAUGGCAAAAGGUAUAAACCCGCCGGCUCCCGGAAGCUGCACAGUAUUCUGGGUGUGGAGGCUGGUGGCCCCGGCGGGCGGAGAGCUGGAGAGUCGGGUCACGCCGUCGCAGACUACCUGAAGUUCAAAGACCUGGUCCUGCGGAUGCUGGACUACGACCCCAAGACCCGCAUCCAGCCGUAUUACGCUCUGCAGCACAGCUUCUUCAAGAAGACGGCAGACGAAGGCACCAACACCAGCAGCAGUGUGUCCACGAGUCCAGCGCUGGAGCAGUCGCAGUCGUCUGGAACCACGUCCAGCACCUCGUCCAGCUCAGGAGGAUCGUCUGGAACGAGCACCAGCGGCCGAGCACGCUCCGACCCGACCCAUCAACACCGGCACAGCGGAGGACACUUCAGUGCAGCGGCGAGACAGGGCUUCGCUCCGGCGCUGGGGUGGGUGGGAGGAGACGGACUCCAGCAGGCGUCCGGAGAGACUCACCCCGUCCAGGAGACCACCUUCAACGUGCCCCCCCACCAGCCCAAGGCUCUGCACCCCCACACGUCCCAUCAUCACCACCAUCAUCAUCACCACCACCCUCCAGCGCAGCACGGUCAGGGCCCCGCCCGGCCCCGGCCCCGCCUCUACUCGCCCUCCCACAGCGCCUCCACACAGGACUCUAUGGAGGUGACCCCCGGACACCUGUCCAUGACCUCGCUGUCUUCCUCUGCCUCAUCCUCGUCCACAUCCUCGUCCUCCACCGGGAACCAUCACUACGCCUACCAGAGCCGCCUGGGCUUCGGCCACAACAGCAGCAUGACUUUAGGACUGGGUGCCUUCUCUAACCCUCGGCAGGAGACGGGCGUGCCGGGUCACCCCUCGAACUCUGGGCCGGGCCGCUACAUGUCCGAGGCUGGCAUGGGUCUGGAGCGCGAGGAGUCCCCCAUGGUGUGUGUACAGCAGGGCUCGGUGGCCAGCUCCUGACCCGAUUAACACUGGCUUGACCCCAGCCUGUCCUCCUCCGACCCUUGCUUCUGUUCUCUGAUUCUCAGAUGGGUCGCAUGAUUCAAGCGGAGCUUUCCCAGAGUGCGACGAGACCGCCGCGGGCAGCGCUUCUUUAAUAUGGCCUUAUCGUUACGGACUGAGCGAAGACGAGCCGGACGUUUCCCAAGCUUUCAUGUAUUUUUGACGUUUGAACACCCUUCAUUCACGACACGGUGAUCCGAGGCCUUUCUUCACUAGAGAUCCAGCGUGGGGCGUCACAGGCCCAGUCCCUUCCCGCUCUUCUGUUGUGCUCAGCAUGUGUGUUUUACUUCAGCCCUUUCGCUUCUUUGAUUUGGCUUCGCGAUUAUGCUGUGAAUUUUACACCACUUUUGUUUCUCCCUUUUGAUAAUUUAUUGUACCAAAGGCGUUUUUUUUAUAGAACAUAGAUGUCUGUAACCAAUAAUGUAGCAGUUCUGCACUUUGAAGCAAAGGUGUGUGUCAUGUCAGUGAACGCCUGUCAGAACUGGAAGUGAUGUUUGAAUCCUGGACGCCAUUGCUUGCGGAGUUCUGUCGCUCUGUCUUUCUUUCUCUCUUCAUUUGCUCUCAUCAGACGGCUGUGUGGGUGGUGUUCUGUUGAUGAGGCGGGACGGUGGACGCGGACUCGAGCUGCUCGGCUGGUCCCAGAGCAGCUGGACAGUCGGAGAUCCUCUCGGCCGGACGCCGCUGUCUCUCGCUACUAAAGCAAUCCGCGUCUCUCUCCGUCCGUCCGUGUGUGCGCUGGUGACGGUUGCGAGCGGACACAUGGUUCUCUAGAGUUCCUGUGGAGGGAGUCCAUGAAACAGGCUUCAGGUGUUUACUUUGUGACCCCAUUUUAAUAGCUGAAAUAGAAUUUAUGUACAUAUUUAUAUUUUUUUAAUAAAGGAAGUUUAGAACUCA